CCUCCAACAACACCAUCAGCUGCAAAUUUAUGCAAAACAGUAAAAGCACUGGUGGUGGUGGUGCUGCUGCGGUCCUGCAAGGCGAAAGAAAUAAAGAGCAGCAACAAGAAGCUCCAGCCGCCGGUGAGCCGCCGGGAGUCGUUUUGCAGCCGGUGCAGGAGGAGGCUGAGAAACCCGGACCGGUGACGCAGCCAUGGAGACGGACGGAGAGCAGAACCAGCAGGGGGCCUCCACCAAUGGGAGUGCUGCAUCCGGAACGAGCUCCCGCCCCUCUCCGAUGAAUUCCAUGUCUCUGUAUGAAAGACAGGCAGUGCAGGCCCUGCAGGCGUUACAGAGGCAGCCUAAUGCAGCUCAGUACUUCCAGCAGCUGAUGCUGCAGCAGCAGAUCAACAACGCCCAGCUGCAGAACCUAGCAGCUGUGCAACAGGUAAAGGCUACUCUGGCUGCUAGUCGUCAGUCGAGUCCUUCCAGCAGCAGCUCCUCUCAAACCACCAGCACCACAGCUGCCAGUGUAACAUCUGGAUCGGGAUCCUCAACCAGCAGCCGUCCUAUUGGCGCCCCGGCAACGUCCACAAUCAGCCAGUCAGUGCUGCUGAGUGGGACGGCAGGCGGGCAGGGACAAAUGUACCUGAGGGUCAACCGCUCCCUGAGGGCCCCCAUCUCCUCCCAGCUCAUCUUUAUGCCUGGCAACACAGCAACUGCUGCCGUAGCAACUGUCACCCAGCAGCCACAGGCUCAGCAACAGCAACAGGAAGUGACGCCAACUUCAACUUCCAGCAGCCAAUCAGAUAACGACCAGGUGCAGAAUCUAGCCAUGCGAGGCGUAUCCAGUCCCAAAGGCUUUGGUGUGAAGACUGAAGCCCCAGAGAGGAGUGACUCAGCUGCUUUCCCGCUGGUCCAGCCCUCCCACCAGUCAAACUCCCAGUCCCCCACUAAGCCAAGCCAGCCGCCCCACAUCAAAAUCCCCACGUACCCUCAACCCACCAACCUCAAAGCCCACCCGUCCUCCUCCUCUGGUGCCUCCUCCUCUACGUCCUCCACUUCUUCCAUCCCUCUCUCCCAGCUCCUACUUCACGGAACGCGGACUCUCACCACAGGAACCACAGCUCCCACUGCAGCACACACUCUGGUCCUAACGUCCAGUGCGGCAUCCCAAGCCCACGGUUAUCCUGUCGGCACGGCGACCAUCAAACCGGCAGUCAACGCUCAGACCUUGGUGGUGCAGCCUCUGCAGAAGACCUCGCUCAGCGCAGAGAAAUCUGGCCAUGGCAACGGACCCAUCCCCAUCCAACCCAAAACUCUGCAGGGGCUUCGCCUGCCUCUCCAGCUGCCUUCUAGGAACCCCCCUCCCAUCCUGCCUGCCCCGCCGCCCACCAGCAGCUCCGCCCAGCCCCCUCAGCCACCACACAUCCCGGUUCAGAUCGUGGGGGCGAGGCAGAGCACACUGGGAAACACCCAGGCUCUGGCUCUGGCCCGCGGCAGCUGCUGCCAGGAAGGAGCCGCCGUCCUCAGCAGCUCGUCCAGCCUGCUCACUAUGGUGGCGUCCAUCGCUUCCAGGGAGGGUGGAGUCGUGGGCCGAGGGGUGGGGCUAAAGACGCUUCAGUCGCCCCAGGAGGCUCCCCCCUUGGCUCAGGUCUCUCAGGUGCAUCCACAGGCCAAUCAGAGCUCUGGACAGAGCCAGAAUGGACCCAUGGCUUCGAGCCCCGCCUCCACCCAGGCCCCCACUGUUUCCUCUCCUCCCUCCUCCAUGUGUCGCUCCUCCCUCUCCCUCCCCCUGGUGACAGAAGAGCAGAGAGUGUCAGCUGGUGUGACCAGCAAUGGAGACUCAUCAGCAAGUCAGACACCACAGGGAAAGCAGUUGACUGGCUCACUGAAAAGAAAAUCAGACUCCAAUUCAGCCAAUGACGAAGAUGGCCCCUCCCCUCCACGGCUCCAACCAGUCAGAGAUCACGCCUCAGCACUCCUGACAAAUCCCAUCGAAGCAGGCUCUGGUGCUCCUCCUCCAGCCUCCUCCUCUCCCUCCCCUGUGCUGUCAGUGUCCCGUGGGGUCUGCAGCCAGGGGGAGAGAGCUCCUCCCCCCCAAGCUGUGGUCAAACCGAACGUCCUCACACACCUCAUAGAGGGCUUCGUCAUCCAGGAAGGGGCAGAGCCUUUCCCUGUAUGUGGUUCAUUAAAGGACUCGGCUGGCGAGGAUUUAACCAAUGACAGUCCGGACACUAACCAAUCAGAGACUCUUACAACAGCGACAGUGCUGAAGUGUGAGUACUGUAAAAACUUUGCUCCUGCCAGCCAGUUCAGAGGCACCAAAAGGUUCUGCUCCAUGACUUGUGCCAAGAGUAUGUAUUGGUUCCCCAGGUACAACGUCAGCUUCAGGCAGCACUUCUGCAUGCGGCAGAGUCAAGGUCAAGGUCAAGAUCACACUCCAGAUCAGGAUCAAGGCCCGGGUCACCUCUCCAACUCAGAUGAGGAGGGAGGAAUUACAAGGCGGAGGGUUCCCCGCAGGACCAGCUCAGAAAUAGCCAGUGCCAAGAUAGCUGGGAGACCCAUACCUGUCAAGUGCCGUUCAGAGUCCAGCCAUUCGGACGAGGAGUCCAGUGGAGAGGAGGAUGAAGAUGACCCCAUGUCCCUCUCGCCUGCCUCCUCAGCCUCCUGCCACCAGCCGCCUCCUCCGCUCCCAACGGAGAGUUCUGCACCCAGCUGCCUGCCUGCUAGCCCUGCACAGUGGAGCGUGGAGGACGUGUCACAGUUUAUUUCCUCACUACAAGGCUGUGAGGAGCUGGCCUCCCAGUUCCUGUCGCAGGAGAUCGACGGACAGGCCCUGCUGCUGCUGAAGGAGGAGCAUCUCAUGUCCACCAUGAACAUCAAGCUCGGUCCUGCCCUCAAGAUCUGCGCCCACAUUAACAACCUGAGAGACUGAUGAUGUCAAUGUUUCCAUAAAUGUUCAAAGUCAAGCCCUGGGCAUUUACCCCAAACUCCUGUUCCACACCCAGUUCAGAUAUGGAACUGGUUCCAGAGCAGUCAGAGUCCUGGACAUGUAUGUAGGAGGUACAGUUCACUUUCAAAACCCAGCCAAGGCUCUUUAGCUCUAAGUAUGGCUGCAGCACUUGAAUCUGUCCUUGGUUUGUCCAAUUCGGAGCACACUUUCAAAUAUCGUAUUUGCACAGGAGUGUUGUUAAUCUGUCAUGUCUGUGAGUUGCAAAAUUUCUACAGAUUACCAACUAUAUUUUGGUGAAGAUACGUGUUCCCUGAAAUGCUAUCUCUGUGCAAUCAGUACUUGCAGUUUAGAACUAGUUAUUACCAAGUGGUUUCAUUUUGCUCUCUACGCCCAAGAUACACUAGAAACCUUUUAAGAGACUAAAGUCUCACAUCCUCUCACAUCUAAAGACAAUGUGAGUUUUAUGUCACACACUUUUCACAAAGACUGGGGAUCUUGCAGGCUCACUUCUUGCAAGACUUCAACUAAAUUCCUUUUGAGAUUAUUUCCUAUCCUGCUCCUGGUGGAAAAUCUUAUGCCAAACUCUUUAAAAAAUAUGACUUACAAUUCCUCACGUCUGCAAAACAUAUAACUCUAGAAACACAAGAUAAAAGGUGCCAUAUGUAGACAGUAUUGUUGUCAAUUCAGCAUUAAUAUAACCCAUAUGGAUAAAUUAUAUUUGCACACAUACUUUACAUUUUGGAUUGUGUCACCUCCACUCGCUACCAGCCUCCGUUGGUUAGUUGUGCUGUUUUAGUUGGAGGAGACUGUGGGAAUGAGAGGAGAGCUGCUUCAGAAAUUAAAAUUUCUCAUUAUAAUGAGUGUUGAUUGGAGGAUGAGGUACACGUUGAAUUAAUCUUGUUUACUUGACAACUCCACCAGAUUCUCCCCCUUUUUCCACAGUCUAAGAGAGACCCGAGACUUGUUCAUGUUCUUGCACCUCCUGAUGUCCCUUCCAUUUUUACUGUCCACUAAGUUUUCUUCUUCCUGUUUGGUGCUGGAGAGAGCGCAGCUGUUAGUUGCUGCUAGACUCCCCUCAUUGAACGUCAGUGCUUGCAUAAGCCAAGACUAAAAACUUAGGAUAACAUUAAACAUGUUUGAUUUUAUUGAAAUGUCAAGACAAGAAAAAGGCUGACUAAAGACAGAUCGGACUGAGUUUUAUGACCACCUUACACCAAGCGAUAGAGAUCACAGUAGUGCGCACCAACUGAAUUAAAGCUCACAUGAUUUAAUCCUGACAUUGGAAAAUUUUCGGCAACAGUGAAGUAGCUUGAAAAGCAGUUUGGUGUAAGGCUGGCAUAAGAUGCACAAUUUCAGUCAUGUCUUUCAGUUACGUCUGCAUUCAGAAAUGUAAAAAUUACAGUUUUGAAUGUAUUUUUAAUGCAGAAGUCACUUGUAUUGUGUCAUCAGCAUAAAAACUCAUAUUUGUACAAGAUUCCCACGUUGUAAAAAUAGGGCUGCCCUUUCUACAGACUUUGACCCAGGCUGUGCUUAUCUUGAUUCCAUUUUUGCCAAAUUUUAUGUUCUGCUAAAGUUCAACAAAACAUUGAACACAUUAGUGUUCGUUCUGUGUACUAUAUUGUACAGGACAAGAAUUUCCAGAGAUUUGCCCACUUUUUACUCUUUGAAAUAAAUUUAGGAUUCUUUUUCUCUCAUUUAGACAAACACUCCUGGCUUCUUCCUAAAAUGUGUUGUUGAUUACAACCCUUCUCUUUUGUUUAAGCCACAAUCAGCAUGGCAUAAAGUCAGAAAUACUGGAAAGAAAUUCCAAUUAAAAUCUCCUCCCUAUACUUAUGUAUCCAUUGAUUACGACUAUAAUUGAUUUUAUUUCCAAGUACUUUUGAAAGUGAAGAACUUAGAUGAUUUCUAACUUAUUAUGUAAAAACUAGCAUUUUCAAAAUAAUGGUCUCUUUGUAAGAAUGGACACUUUUAUUUUGGAAGAUGCCUAUUCUACAGUUUACAGGGUACACUUAAAAAUACAGGGUACUGGCUGAGUCCAAAUGAAACCUAAAUCCCUUUCAAGUGAGGCAAAAAAAUAGUGAUGCUGCUUAUAGUUUUCUCACAUCCUAACCCAGUUUUUACAGACAGAGCACAUUGACAGUUGACAAAACACUACUGCAAAAUGUGUUUUAACAUAAAGAGUUUUUCACUCAGUGUUUCUAGGGGAUCCAGCUGUUUUAAGUUGUUUUUAAAAGGACUUGUUGACUCUUAAAAAGGAUUGUAAUCUGCAAAUUCUGUGACUAUUGUGUUCUGUCAGGCACUUUCAGGAUUGACACUUUUUUCAAAUGGUACAGCUGCUCCUGAUCUAUAUGAAAGUAUGUGUGUGAGUAAAGGGUAACGUCAUGGGCUUGAUUUUGUGAAAUGGCAUAAAGUUUAAAGAUCCAGUGUGUAGUACUUAGGAGCAUCUUUUGGCAGAGUUCGAAUAUAAUAUUCAUAACUUUCAUUAGUGUCUCCCAAAACUAAGAUUCGUGUUUUUGUUAAUUUAGAAUGAGUCAUUCAUAUCUACAUACAGAGCGGUCCUCUUCCACAGAGUCUGCCAUGUUGUUUCUACAGUAGCCCAGAAGAGACAAACCAAACACUGACAUUGGAACGUUUUUGUGUUGGCCACUAUAGUUCUCCUACACACAGGUGAAGUUUCAGUUGGUUGCUGUUUGCAACCUCACCACUAGAUGUCACUAAAUCCUACACAUUAAGACCUUAUAAAGAAAUGCUGGAGGAAAUGUGGAGAAACUUAAGAAUGAAAGUGAGCAGCAAAUGUAAGCUGUUAAUUUGAAGUAUCUUUAAGCUACAUUCAUGAACAAAGCUAGAGGGUUCGUAAAGAAAAAAACGGCUGGUAGCCACAUGUGGACCUACGUCUAGGAUGGAUGACAAAAAAAAACCAUAUCUGAAUGAAUGAGUGUGUGAAUGAAUGAGGAAAAACUUAAACUAUACUGUAAUAAGUGUAAAAUUUGCCUUUAUAUUUAAAUGCACAUUUGUUUGCUGGACUGCCUUGUUUAAGCUUUUUACUGUAGGAGUUUUCUCAUGUUAUCUCUCUGUGAACCUUGUGGCCUUUCUCACUAGUCUCUACAGUAGGUUUAGAUAAGGAUCGUCUGUUUUUUAACUGCUUUUCAUAUCAUUCCUUGUUUUAUAUUAGUGCUUACUUUUUUACUAUUGUUAUUUCAAGCAAUGACAUCCGUUGCCUUUCCCAAAAAGCGUGACUCAAUAGUAGCGACCUUGAUCAAGGAAUCUUGCCGUCUUCCUCAUAGCUUUGUCACAUAGCGUGUAACUACCAACAGUAUUUACCUUUCUAGCUAGCUACCUUUGGCUUUAUUGUUAGUGACUGUGGCUAUUACAGUAUUUUCUUUCAAAAAGGAUAAUAAUCUUUGAUAGCUGUGUGUUUUAUAUUUCAUAGCGGUCCCCGGAUUUUGAAGUGUUUAAAUCAGCAGAUCCCUAGGCAUAUUGUGAAGACCAAAAACUAGCACUUGUGCUGCGUUACAAGUGAUGCGAGCCACAAUUUCUUAGUUAAAUGCAGGUCUGCACACAUCUUACACAAAAUUGUUAACAAGCAGACCAUUGCAACUUUCUUUCAUCUUUCUCUUAAAAAGUAGCACUUUUCCCACAAAAUGACUGUGGGUUCUGCAAAAGGCCUUUUUUUUAAUAUAAGGAGGCUACUUAAGGAUCAAGAUGUGUGUGCUUGCAAUUAUCAAAAAAACUGCAAAAUCUUAGAGGGACUGAGUUUGACAAGGAGACGCUAACAAUACUAUCAUGCAAAUAAAUAAUCAAGGAACUGUU
Messenger RNA from Epinephelus lanceolatus (giant grouper), 6745 nucleotides. Its product is annotated as polyhomeotic-like protein 1. Gene Ontology annotation, cellular component: nucleus; PRC1 complex. Gene Ontology annotation, molecular function: histone binding; chromatin binding; zinc ion binding. The record is from RefSeq and is a predicted model, not a curated record. NCBI's taxonomy places the organism in Eukaryota, Metazoa, Chordata, Actinopteri, Perciformes, Serranidae. Gene Ontology annotation, biological process: negative regulation of DNA-templated transcription.